UUUCAACGGCAGACAAAAAUUUGCAGGCCGAAGCAACGGGAGCGAAACAGACUGGGAGCGAGUAUUAGGAAUGGCGCCUAAAAGGGAGAAGGACGCCACUACCGUGGUGGAGCUCGACAGCGACGACGAGAACGGCGCCGGACCACAAAAUCAGACAAACAAACCACCGCCGCAGACGACAUCCCAACCUCUGCAACAGCCUGUGAUCCCCAACUAUCAAACCCUAGAAUCUCGUAGUUUCUGGCGAGCCGGCGAUUAUGCAGUGGGUCCCACCAGCAGGGCCUCCAUUGCACAGGGGCAGCUUGAGCACGCCCGAGUCCAUCCCAAGUUUCUUCACUCCAAUGCCACUUCGCACAAAUGGGCUUUUGGCGCCAUUGCUGAGCUCUUGGAUAAUGCUGUUGAUGAGGUGCAAAAUGGUGCAACUUUCGUGAGUGUCGAUAAAAUCGACAUUGCGAAAGAUAACUCUCCAGCCUUACUUUUCCAAGAUGAUGGCGGUGGAAUGGAUCCCGAAGGUAUGCGCAAAUGCAUGAGCUUGGGGUAUUCUACAAAGAAGGCAAACACGACUAUUGGGCAAUAUGGUAAUGGAUUCAAGACAAGCACUAUGCGGCUAGGUGCUGAUGUAAUUGUUUUCAGUCGUGCAAUUCGUGCAGGAAAAGCUACCCAGAGUGUUGGUCUUUUAUCUUACACAUUCCUACGGAGAACUGGGCAGGAUGACGUUAUUGUUCCAAUGGUUGAUUAUGACAUCUCUGGAAAUUGGGUGGAACCAAUAAUUUAUGGCUCACAGGAUGACUGGACUUCUAAUUUGAAAACAAUCUUAGAAUGGUCUCCCUUUGCAUCAAAGGACGAUCUCAUGGGACAGUUUGAGGAAAUCGGAUUGCAUGGAACAAGAAUACUUAUAUACAAUUUGUGGCUAAAUGAUGAAGGAAUAUAUGAGCUGAGUUUCGAUGAUGAUGAUGAGGAUAUACGGUUGAGAGAAGAAGCUACCCGUGUAACUUCGGUUGUAGCACAAAGGAAAAUCAACGAUAUACAAUCACAUAUAUCUUACCGUAUCCGCUUUUCAUUGAGGGCUUAUGCUUCCAUUCUGUACCUCAGAAGAUUUACAGACUUCAAGAUUAUACUAAGGGGAAAACCUGUACAGCAAUAUGAUAUUAAAGAUGACUUGAAAUAUGUAGACAUUGUACCGUACAAGCCUCAGCUGGCUAUAUUGAAAGAGGUUACAGUGGAAACAACCAUUGGAUUCAUUAAAGAGGCACCUGCACUUGCAGUUAGUGGCUUCAAUUUGUACCACAAGAAUCGCCUCAUCAGGCCCUUCUGGAAAGUCACAGCUGAUGGUUCUUCAAAGGGGAAUGGUGUUGUUGGAAUUCUUGAAGCAAAUUUUAUAGAGCCCGCACAUGAUAAGCAGGAUUUUGAGAGAUCUUCAUUGUUUACCCGGCUUGAAAAUAGGCUGAAACAAAUGGUAAAUGAUUUCUGGAAAAGCAAAUGUCACUUUGUGGGAUAUCAGCCUAUUGGUUUUACUCGCAACCUGCCAAAGGACCCGACGUAUAAAUCUUCUGCUAGAGAUGGACCAAAUUCGAUGAAUCUUGACCAAACUAUGGAUGACCUUCCUGCUAAUAUUGUACAAGAUACGAGCAAUGGGCAGCAUGGAAGUGGCCACCAAACUGGUUUUGAAAACGAUUCGCCAACUAUGUCAAAUGAGGUAGUGGGGUCUGCGGACGAUAUAGAGCCCAUGACAGUUGAUCAGAUAUGCGAAGAGAAUAUACAACUUUUCAUGAGGUGUGAUGCACAGAUGCAGAAGGAGUCUGAGUUGAGGAAGACGGUUGAAAACCUAGAGAAGGAGUUGGAGCUGGCCAAAAGGAAGAACGCACAACUUGCUUCAUAUCUAGAGACGAAGAGGAAGCACAAGAUGUUGAAACAACCUACUGAAAAUGAUUUGAUAAAAUCAUAGAACUACAUUCUGUACCGGUCACUGCAACCAGACCAAUGUCUAACCAAGCUACACACCGACGCUUCUCCUUCAAAAUGUGUAGAGAAAGUAGCUAGAAAUCAGAUGCUUCUGUACUUUCCUUUGUCCGGUGGACAGCACUUAACGGCCGGACUCCGACUUUGUUGUGGAUGUCACAGUUUAUGAAGAGCGCACAAGAGUUGGGAAUAAUGUAUAUGAAUGUAUGUAGUGAAAUGUGAAAAAGAAGGGCUAAUCUUUUUACUGGACAAGCUUCAAAUAUUUUUAUUUUCUAA
Pyrus x bretschneideri (Chinese white pear) is the source of this 2235-nucleotide messenger RNA. Its product is annotated as protein MICRORCHIDIA 2-like. NCBI's taxonomy places the organism in Eukaryota, Viridiplantae, Streptophyta, Magnoliopsida, Rosales, Rosaceae. The record is from RefSeq and is a predicted model, not a curated record. Bases 71 to 1945 code for a protein of 624 amino acids. Gene Ontology annotation, molecular function: ATP hydrolysis activity. Gene Ontology annotation, cellular component: nucleus. The transcript is spliced from 17 exons.